UGUUUGUUUUAUGCAUAUUUACUAAAACAACAUAAUCCCACCCCGAAUAAAACAAAAAUCAGUCUGCAGGAGAGGUGACAUAUUCUGUCCAUCUGCCAAACUUUUUACAGUACGGUGAAACGAACGGAUUUGAGUCUGCACGAAGAGCCGUGCGCCCCUCGGGGACCUCGUGUGCACUUCGAGGAUGCACACUGCAAAAAAUACUCAUCACGCAGGUCAUUAGACAUGUAAUGAGUGAGAAAACGUCCAUUUUCCUUCUCUGAAAGUGAGAAUCGGGUGAGAUAUUGUGCCUUUUGUUUCCUGUGCGAAACAGCCUUUUUUUUUUCUUUUCCGGACUCGAUCUUUCACAUCCUUUAAGGAGACGUACUAUUAAUGCCUGUUGUACUUGUAUCCAUACGUACGCGAGAGAUUUUCUUUCUUUCUUUCUUUCCUUCUUUCCAGCGCGCAACAAUUGACCUGCUUAAUUUGACAGGGGGGGGGGAAAUUGCCAAAUGGCUUUGGAGAAUCAAGAGUUUUUUUCCCCUUAAACGGGAUUUUCUUUUCUUUCUUUCUCUCCUUCUUUCGUUCUUUUUCAGGGCAUCUCUCGCUGAAGUCAUUCUCCGUUUCGUGCGCGGCAGCAACCAAGGACAGGAGAGCAUCAGCAGGGAGAGAGAAAGGUGCCUCCUCUCCUCUCCGCUCCUCUUCUCUCGUCUCCUCGCCAUUGCGCUCAUUGUGUCGCUGCUGAAUUGCUCGUCAGCGCGAUCGCUCCUGUGACCGGAGGCUGCUGGAAGAAGAGGAAGAAGAAGAAGAAGAAGAAGAAGCGGAGGGACACAAACACGGACAAACCUAUGCGUGGAUUUCGGCUCUUUUCCCCUUCGCCAAUGCAAAAGGAAAUAUGCAGCGAAGCUUCACCUUGCUCUACACCAGUUUACUGGGGAUAUGCCUGGGUUCGGGCUCAAGUUUCCCAAGUAACAUCAACAUAGGAGGAUUGUUCCCCAACGUUUCGCACGAAUAUGAGGUGUUCCGGUUCGCCCUCUCUCACCACCAGGACAUCCCCAAACUGGUGUCGCAUGUGGAUAUGGUCAUAAUGGGAAAUAGCUUCUCCAUGACAUAUGCCUUUUGCUCCCAGUUCUCCAAAGGUGUGUACGCCAUCAUUGGCCUCUAUGACAGGAAGACUGUAAACAUGCUCAUGUCGUUCUGCGGCGCGCUGCAUGUCUGCUUCGUCACGCCAUCCUUCCCCAUUGAGACCGCUAACCAGUUUGUCAUCCAGUUGAGGCCUGAACUCCAGGACGCUCUGGUGGGAGUCAUCGAGCACUAUGGGUGGAACAAGUUCGUCUACAUGUACAGCUCUGACUCAGGGCUUUCGGUGCUGCAGAAGGUUCUGGACACAGCGGCGGAGAAGAACUGGCUGGUGACCUCGGUCAACGUGGAGAGCAUGACAGGGGACUCCUUCAUGAAAGUGUUCAAGGACCUGGACAAGUGGAAGGAGGGGAAUAUUAUCAUUGAUUGUGAGACCGAGAGACUCACUGGGAUUCUCAAAGAGAUUGUAGAACAAGGAAAGAACGCAAAGAGCUUCCACUACAUCCUCGCCAACCUGGGUUUCCUAGACAUUGACCUGACAGACCUGAGGAAAGGCGGUGCCAACAUCACUGGAUUUCAGCUUGUUAACAACUCCGAGCCGAGCGUGAGCCGCAUCGUCCAGCAGUGGAUGGAGUUUGACAACAAAGACUCCAAAAUGCCCAAAACUGGACUCAAAUACAUGGGCGCGCUGACAUAUGACGGGGUGAAAGUCAUGUCCACAGCCUUCCAGUAUCUGAGAAGACAGAGGAUAGACAUCUCUCGCCGCGGCAAUGCUGGAGAGUGUCUCGCCAACCCGCCAGCCCCUUGGGGACAGGGCAUAGACAUCCAGAGAGCCUUGCAGCAGGUUCAAAUUGACGGAUUGACUGGUCACAUACAGUUCAACGAGAAGGGUCGCAGAACCAACUAUACUGUCUGUGUCAUGGAACUGGCCCCAUCUGGACCCAAGAAGGUUGGCUACUGGAAUGAAGAUGAGAAGUAUGUGAGCACAGCUAGCCUCUCAAGGGUCAAUAAUGACACACACGGACUGUUGAACAGGACAUAUAUAGUCACCACUAUUUUGGAGUCUCCCUAUGUGAUGCAAAAGAAGAACCACGAACAGCUCGUAGGAAAUGAUAAGUACGAAGGCUACAUUGUAGAGCUGGCUGCAGAGAUAGCAAAGCAUGUGGGCUACCAAUACAAGCUUAAGAUUGUUUCCGAUGGCAAGUACGGAGCCAAAGAUCCUGAAACCCAGAAGUGGAAUGGCAUGGUUGGAGAACUGGUCUAUGACAAAGCAGAUCUGGCUGUCGCUCCACUUACUAUCACGCUAGUCCGUGAAGAGGUGAUAGACUUCUCCAAGCCCUUCAUGUCUCUUGGUAUUUCUAUCAUGAUCAAGAAACCCACAAAGUCCAAGCCUGGUGUGUUUUCCUUCCUGGACCCACUGGCUUACGAGAUCUGGAUGUGCAUCGUGUUCGCCUACAUCGGCGUCAGCGUCGUCCUCUUCCUCGUCAGUCGAUUCAGCCCUUACGAGUGGCACGCCGAAGACUACGAGGAGGGAGCCGAGCCUCAGACUCCCACGCAAGCGGCGGCCUCCAACGGCGUGCAGCCGAGCCAGACGCCAACGCAGCAGAACGCCAACCAGCAGAGUCCAGAACAGACCAACGAGUUUGGCAUCUUCAAUUCUCUUUGGUUUUCGCUCGGCGCCUUCAUGCAGCAGGGUUGUGAUAUCUCACCACGCUCUCUGUCUGGUCGCAUUGUCGGUGGCGUCUGGUGGUUCUUCACCCUGAUCAUCAUCUCCUCCUAUACGGCCAACCUGGCUGCCUUCCUGACCGUAGAGAGGAUGGUGUCUCCUAUAGAGAGCGCCGAGGACCUGGCUAAGCAGACGGAGAUUGCCUAUGGAACGUUAGAUGCCGGUUCGACGAAAGAGUUCUUCAGGAGGUCAAAGAUCGCUGUGUUUGAGAAGAUGUGGUCCUACAUGAAGUCCGCUGACCCGUCAGUGUUUGUCAAAACAACGGAUGAGGGAGUGAUGCGGGUCAGGAAAUCCAAAGGCAAGUACGCCUACUUGCUGGAGUCCACGAUGAACGAGUACAUAGAGCAGAGGAAGCCAUGUGACACGAUGAAGGUGGGAGGAAACCUGGACUCAAAAGGUUAUGGGAUUGCCACGCCCAAGCGCUCCCCUCUAAGAAUCCCAGUAAACCUAGCGGUGUUGAAACUGAAUGAGCAAGCCGUCUUAGACAAACUGAAAAACAAAUGGUGGUACGAUAAAGGCGAGUGUGGCAGCAACGACGCCGCAAGAAAGGACAAGACAAGUGCUCUGAGCCUCAGCAAUGUGGCAGGAGUCUUCUACAUCCUGAUUGGAGGCCUGGGCCUGGCCAUGCUGGUGGCACUGGUGGAGUUCUGCUACAAGUCCCGGACCGAGUCGCGCCGAAUGAAGCAGUCCAUCAACGAUGCCAUGCGCUGCUCCACCUUGACCAGGAUGAGUGGUAACGGGAGUGGAGGAGAGAACGGACGAAUCCUCACCCAUGACUUCCCCAAGACGGUUCAGACGCUGCCCUGUAUGAGCCACACCGCCAGCAUGGGACUGGGAACCUCCGGCAUGUGAUCACCAUCUCGUCCCGCUGGGAUCUACGGGACCGUCAGGGUCGGGGGUGGGGCAUAACGGGAGCACUAAAAAUCAUGGCCGUCUGGUUUUAGACCAACCUACUCUCCUGGCUGUCAAUGUGCUCGACUUAAAAAAGAAGAAAAAAAUGAUCAUAAUUAAGACUUGAACUUACUGCCAAAAUGCACUCUCCAAACCGCUCCCAAAUAAACUAUGAACAGCAACUCCACUUUUUUUUUAAUAAAUGGAUGUUUAAAAAUAAAAAGAAAGAAAUGUGCUGCAAUAAAAAAAAAUAAAAAAAGCCGUCAACGGAGCGUGAUUUUGACAUUUUUUACAGUGUUCAUCUGUGUGGAAUAAAAAAAAAAACAACUUAUUCUUCAGUGUGACGACUGCGCUGUGCCAUUUUGAUGGAGCUGUUGACCUUCGUCUGCGUGUGCAAUACUCUCACCUCCGCUGCCGGCCGGAUGCUUUCCGACCGGCCGGCGGGAUGCGUCUCAGCACGGAUCGGACGCAGGAGGGGACGAACACUUGUGACUGCUGCGAUAUUGUUUUUGGGGACAUUUGCCCUUCCCGUUCACUCCCUUUUUCACAAACACUCCAUUUUUGAAGAGCAGAUUGCUUCGUUAAGCAGUUUUUAUGAUAAAGUGUUAUGGUUUACACUGUUGUGACGGCAUAGAGCCUUGAUGGAGAAGGUCCGAGUUCUGGCCCAGUGAAGAAUGACUGUUGAGGGACUCGGCAGUUGACCUGGCUACAAUGAACAAGCGUUGCUGCUACACCUCAUUUCACUCCUCUUGCCUUGUCUUGCUGCCGUAUGAUCAUUUGCCCCAAAUACACACAGACGCAAAGUCAGGCGAAAGUAUUCACCCCCCUCCUUGACAUUUUUUGUGUUUUCCUACCUCACAACCUGGAAUUAAAAUGGAUUAUUUUAAGGAAUGCAUCAUUUUGUUUACAUGCCAUGCCUACAACUUUGAACAUCUUCCCACUGGGAUGUUUGCCCAUUCCUCAAGGCAAAUUUGCUUAAGGUUCCUUCAACUUAGAUAGUUCUCAAUUGGAUUUAGGUUGAGGCUUUGACUAGGCCAUUCCAAUACAUUUACACAUUUCCUCUUAAAUGUGUAAAACAUUUAAGACUACUGUUGUUUUAGUGGUAUGCUUUGGGUCACUGUCCUGUUGGGAGGUGAACCUUAAUUUUGUGCCAGAGAUAGUGGUUUCCUUGGUUACUGAAAAGUUUAAUUUUGGUCUCAUCUGACCAACGCACCUUCUUCUAUACAGUCCGAGAGUCUCCCACAUGCCUUUUGCUGAACUUAAAGUGGCGGCAGUGGGAGGAGUUCAUCUUGUAAUCUGUGGGUUGCUGGUCCGAAUCUGUGCUCUGAUUGCCGCAGUUUUUGUGUCCUUGGGCAAGACACUUCACCCACCUUGCCUGUUGGUGGCAGUCAGACUUAAAUUCAUCACGAAUGUAACUUCUGAACUGGUUGCACCUUUUAGAGGCUUCAUAGUAAAAGGAGUGAAUAGAUGUGCACAAGCUAAUUAUCGGUUUUUAUUUUAAAAAAUAUAUUUUAAGAUUAACAUAACAUUUAAAUACAGGUUGUAAUGUAACAAAACACACAAAAAAAAUGCCAAGAGCGGUGAAUACUUUCGCAAGGGACUGUAAACUCCACUCCUGUUGCUUCUUGGUCGUUGUUUGGGCGGUUUAUGGUUAAAUUCAGAGACAUCUAUCUUGAAGAAAAAAAUUAGUGUUCGGCUACGUCUGGCACAGAGGGACCUUACACUGUAUUCUAUUGUAAAAUUCAUAGCAUAUCCUGUAUAAAGCGGACUGCGAACAUCUUCCUCGUAUUAUUGUGGCCUCAUUGUUCAGCCACUCCCGGUGUAUUUUCAGCUGUCUGCAGUUUUAAUGAAAUUGGCAGCAUGCACGGUUUAUUGAGACGGGCAUAUCCCCUGCAGAUUGUGCGUGGCCUAUAAAAGGAAGGUUGGCCUCAUCUGUCUUGCUGUCGGUAGCUAAUGGUGGAAAGAGGCGGAACUGACACAGUUUGAAUGACUGACUGACUGUGUUUCUAUGGGGGGGAGAGGUAAAGCAUUUUGGAAUCACUGUGUGGAGAAAAGAAACAUGGAUCUACAUUAGAGGAUGGCAGUGUAAACAAAGGCAUCUGAGGCUGGGGAAGUUAUAGGAAAAUCAAUACUUUGAACCUUGAGUCUUUGUUAUAUAUUUUUGCACUUGUUGGUUUAGUUUAAUACACUCAGUGUUAAAUUAUCAAUACAUGUCGUACCAAACUAAAAUGCUCUCAUUCUGUUCUCAGCUGUACAGACCACUUUGUGUUCGUAUCACCGCCUGGUUUUUCUCUGGGCCUUACAGUUUCGUCCCACAGUCCAAAAUCAGGCCAAGAUUGCUGCACUUCACAAAUUCGGUUCAACGCGUUUACAUGCAGAAUGACAUAUUUCAAGGGUUUCUGUUAGUUUUUAUGAGUACGGAUUACAGAUCCCGAAAACCUCAUUCAAAAUUCAACUUCCAACGCUUGAGUUAGGUCACUUUGUGUGGACUGAAUCUUUUUAAAUAGUUUCAAGGUUUAGAUUUGUUGUUGUUGUUGUUGUUGCAUCAAAUGCUCAAUACAAAAGCAACAUUUUCAUAAUAUUCUCAUUUGCUCAUACUGAGCACCCGAGAAAAAGUCAGAUAUUAAUGAGGAUUAUGUUUUGCUAGCUGUGCUUGAAUGAUCUGAUCCUUUUAGAUGUCUGCACUUUUUUUUCUUCUAUUAUUGGCAGUGGGCAGAGUAGAAGGUGUGAUCACAGCUUUUCUUGGGGCAGCAUCUCAUCUGAAAUGCGCUGACAGUUGUUGAGCCGUUUCCCUUUAGAUCACUGUCAGUCAAAUAAAAAAAAACAGACAUGGAUACAGCUUUCAUAAAUAUGUCUUUAAAUAUAAAGAGCAGCAAUGGUUUUUUUGGGGGUGUUUUUUGCAUUUGUCUCUAGGUAAGUUUUGAUGGAUUUUCGCAUAUUCAUCCUCUCACGGUGCAAGAGUGUCUUAACAUUUGCUGAAGUACAAGCUCAUAAAUUACAACGAUGCCCCGAGCAUGGUCUCCCAGGUAAAUCUCUGUAUGUAACAUAGCAUUUUUAUGCCUCAUUGGGUUUACUUCCUGCUCAUAAAUAAUGAGGAGAAUCCACUUGAAAAAGCAAGUGAUAUUUUUGUACAAACCUGGACCAAAAACAAAUAUUUGGGGAUCUUAAAUGAGAUUAUUUUAGUCAGUGCUACCAUGGAUAAGAUAUUGGGCAAUGUAAGAUUAUUUAAGACCACAGAGCAACAAUUUCUACUUUUGCUAACAUUUUAAUUAUUACAGUUCUGAUAUAGAGUGAUGCAAAAAGUUGAAGUUAGCUAGUUAGUUAGGUUGGCCAUCUGCUUGGGUAGAAGCCGACUUCUAAGCAAGGACGCUACUCAUAGCUUAUAAAUAUAGAUGCUCACUUCAAAAUCCUUUAAAAGUUUACUUUUAUCAAAAAAGUAAGACUGCAAAUAAGUUUCUCUGCACAAUACACUCUACACAAAAGCUGGAGGAAUAAUACGAGCUUUAUCUCUGCAUUUAAAUCCUUCAUCUUUUGUUCUUUUUGUCUCUGUUCAGCUUACUGCAACUUUAUUUAUCUGCUCUGUAUUUAGAUAUGAAAAAAGUAUGAGGAAAUUCUUAAAGAAGCGAAUGCGGGGGGAAUAGAUCGAUUAAAUUGCGCCAUCAUCACUCAGACUUGGUAUCUAUGAGCUUAAAAGUGAGAAAUGUGUGAUUUCUAUUCCUCUGAGGUGACUGAAAGGUUACUUGGAAUGGGAGUUUUUCUGCUGCUGGAAACCCCAGGUGAGCCUUAGUUUAUGAACCGCACAUUCGAAUUGACCUCUCAUUUCAAAGGCCAGGCGCCUGUAUGAAGGCAGCGCUCCUUGAGUGUGUGUGAGUGAGUGUGUUUCAUUUUCACAGUUUUUGCUGAACAAAAAAAAAAAAAAGAAAACAACAUGGUACCAAAAUCUAAUGUAUGACUUACUCUGGUUUAGAUAACGAGGCAGUCGGAGUUUACCCAAGUCAUACAUGUCUCCUAGUGUUCUGUAUAUAAAAGGAUUUUUCUCUUUUACUAGUGAAAAAUGUUUGUUCUCUCUGAAGUCAUACGUCAGCGUCAUAGUUUACAGCAGUGCGAGUACCUUUUAUUCUUUCCUCCUUCGUCUGUCUUUUAGGUUGUUAACGGUACACAGCACAGCUCUCUUCAGAAGAGGCAAUAUGUUUUAUAAACCAUGAAAAAAGAUUUCUAAAAAAAAGAAGAAAAAAGUGAAACAUGAUCAAAAACAGACUCUGUUUUUACUGUAAAGGCGUUGGGAUACUAGCAAAGUGGCACUUUGAAAAGUAUUUUAAAAAGAAUCACACACACACACACUGCUGUUGAAUAAUCUGUAGAUGCUAAUGAUGUUUAAAUCCAGGUUUCUGGUUGAUUUUGAUUUUUUUUUUUCUGUUUUCAAAAAGGCACUUCCUGGCGGUAUUUUAAGUGCUUUAAAUGUAACGAUGUGGAUAUUUCUUUUUGUGUUUGUUUUAGUCAUUUUUACAGUAUUUUACUACUGGAAUCUACAGUUUGUUCACCAGACAUGGAAUUAUUUGAGGUUUUUUAGUUAUUUUUAUUUUUUCGCUUUGUUUUGUUUUUAAACUUUGAAAAGUUUUCACUGAGCUUAUUUAAAACAGUGGUGAAUAACUCGGUAAAUAGUUUAAAAUAUAUGUAUAAGAGAAUAGAACUAUCAUGGGUCAGAUUUUUGAGAAAUAAACAUUUUUUCUAACCAAAGUGUCCUGGAACAAAGUCAUCAUGCUUUUGUAACUGAAUAAAGGAAUAACUACGGA
Messenger RNA from Xiphophorus hellerii (green swordtail), 8469 nucleotides. RefSeq names its product glutamate receptor, ionotropic, AMPA 1a (gene gria1a). The transcript is spliced from 16 exons. The record is from RefSeq and is a predicted model, not a curated record. NCBI's taxonomy places the organism in Eukaryota, Metazoa, Chordata, Actinopteri, Cyprinodontiformes, Poeciliidae. Gene Ontology annotation, molecular function: ligand-gated monoatomic ion channel activity. Gene Ontology annotation, cellular component: membrane. Bases 875 to 3637 code for a protein of 920 amino acids.